This is a messenger RNA of Fusarium oxysporum Fo47, 1710 nucleotides long. Its product is annotated as PAP2 superfamily-domain-containing protein. The transcript has 3 exons. The record is from RefSeq and is a predicted model, not a curated record. Gene Ontology annotation, molecular function: inositol phosphoceramide synthase activity. The coding region runs from base 371 to 1582 and encodes 403 amino acids. Lineage: Eukaryota; Fungi; Ascomycota; Sordariomycetes; Hypocreales; Nectriaceae. Gene Ontology annotation, biological process: sphingolipid biosynthetic process; inositol phosphoceramide metabolic process. Gene Ontology annotation, cellular component: inositol phosphoceramide synthase complex.
UAAUAACACAGCGCUCCAACCCGCCAAGCUUAUCCCCCCUAACUCAUUAACCGCCUAACGCUCGUUUUUAUUCUGUAGCCCAGUGCAUUUUAGCGGUCGGUAGCUGUGAUCAGGAAUCCUGAUCCCAAACCAAGCAUCCUUGCCCUUGUUUUGGCCCGGGAGCAAAUCUUCUCCCCUUGUCCAUUAUUCUCCGCGUCUUCCGAAGUUCGUUCUUUAUUUAUCUUAACGUAAACUCUUUUUUUAUCGACUCACCCAACCAAACCUAUUUGUUGUGACAACCUUUAAGCUUCUUUUUUUUUACCCUUUUCAUCCUCUGUUUCUUUUUACGUUCUCCUCUUUGCAGUCGGCACAUGCCGCAAUAGAAGACAUCAUGGCUCAAGCGCAAACUCAAGAGAAUGAACAAGAUUUGGGUGAGCCGCAGUUUGCCUACCACGCCGUCGUCGAGCCAAUCUUCAUCGUCGGUGUCAUGAUCGCUUCAUGCUACUUCAACCGCCUCCGAAACUUCUCCAUCAUCCCUUCGUCAAAAAGCGCCGACCAAGGUCUCCUCGGCCAAUCGAAGCCGGAGCCAUGGGACGAGGAGGACGUCCACGACGAGACAGAACGCCUCAACCUCGCUGACGCAGCGUCGCCGACGGAAACACACCCGCCCAAGAAGAGAACGUGCUGCGGCACUGUGGUUCACACGCCCAACUCGAGCCGAUACGCCAAAUACUGGCACUCGCGCUUCAUACAAAAGUUUCCGUUCCUCGUGGAGAUGUUCUACUGGGUGGUCAAUCUACUCUUCUACGUCGGCGUCAAGUCGGCGAGUGAGCUUAUCGCCGCCACGGAUGGCGUCUGGCAGACUGCGGAGAACCAUGGAAAGGCGGUCUUGUGGUUUGAGCAUGAGGGCCCGUUUAGCUGGAUGUUUCCUCUGCGGGAGAUUGAUGUCCAGAGCUUCUUCAGGAACGAUCACCAGACGAUGCUGACCAUCUUGAACCGCGCUUACUCCCUGAUUCACAUCCCCGUCACUGUCAGCUUCCUUGCAUGGUAUUACUACGCCGCUCCGACGCACGCCCAAUUCGCUGAGGCUCGUCGCAUGAUGACGCUCACAAACCUCUUCAGCUUCGUUGUCUUCACAACAUACCCAUGUAUGCCACCGCGUCUCCUCCCCGAAGAAUAUGGUUUCUUCGACACCGUCCGCCGCGAAGACGCCGAGUCAAUCUACGCCACCAACAAGUUCUUCAACCAACUCGCCGCGUUCCCCUCGCUUCACUUUGGGUACUCUUUCUGCAUCGGCACUGUUCUCCUGUACCACUCUGGUCUGUUCCGCCGGCGCCUUGCCCCCCGCGAGAAGCGCAUGAGCAAGGCGUGGCAGGUGUUCUUCGUGGCGCUGAGCAUCUUGUACCCCGCGUUUGUGUUGACUAUCAUUGUUGCUACGGCGAAUCACUACUGGCUUGAUGCUCUGGCUGCUACAGGUGUUGUUCUGGUUGCUUGGCUGUCGAACCGUAUCUUGCUUGGCCUUUUGCCCUUGGAGGAUCUGUUCCUCUGGUGUGUCAAGCUGGAGAAGCCCUUCCCUACGACUGGUAACCGGGGAGGAAAAUAAAUGACACUCAGCAUGCUUUAUCCAAUCAUCACAUAACGAUAUCCCAUAGCAACUCAUCGCAAUGAACAAAUUAAUGUUAAUCUAGAAUAAUGCCAAUACACGCACGCUUCCUCUUGAACCCCCACUUC